Messenger RNA from Suncus etruscus (white-toothed pygmy shrew), 795 nucleotides. RefSeq names its product matrix metallopeptidase 7 (gene MMP7). Gene Ontology annotation, cellular component: extracellular matrix. Lineage: Eukaryota; Metazoa; Chordata; Mammalia; Eulipotyphla; Soricidae. The record is from RefSeq and is a predicted model, not a curated record. The transcript has 5 exons. Gene Ontology annotation, molecular function: zinc ion binding; metalloendopeptidase activity. The coding region runs from base 1 to 795 and encodes 264 amino acids. Gene Ontology annotation, biological process: extracellular matrix organization; proteolysis; collagen catabolic process.
AUGCAGUUGGCCAUGCUGUGGACCCUGAGCCUGUUUCCAAGCACCCUGGCCCUUCCACUGCUGAAGAUCCCAGACGCAAAAGGCAUCCGACCCGAGCAGCAGCAGGAGCAGGCUCUGACCUAUCUCAAGAGGUUUUACCCAUCAAACUCAAACGUCAAAGAUGAGGAUGCUUUAGAAGUAAAGGUCAAGAUGAUGCAGAAGUUCUUUGGCCUGCCCAUCACUGGAGAGAUAAACUCCGACAUAGUAGAAAUCAUGCAGAAGCCCCGAUGUGGAGUGCCAGAUAUCGCCAAUUAUACACUGUUCCCGGAUAUGCCCAGAUGGCCUUACAGAGUGGUGACCUACACGAUUGUCUCCUACACGAACCACUUACCCCCUGCUAUCGUGAAUCAUCUAGUGAAAAAGGCCUUCGAGAUAUGGGGCAGAGAGAUCCCUUUGGAGUUCGUUGAAGUCAUUGAUGAGCAGUACGCUGACAUCGUCAUUAGCUUUUCCAGAGGAGCUCACGGAGACAACUACCCCUUCAAAGGGCCAGGAAACACGCUGGCCCAUGCCUACUCCCCAGGCCAGGGUCUGGGAGGAGAUGUCCACUUCGACCUGGAUGAAUUCUGGACCCACAGCCAGAAUCGAGGGAUUAGUUUCCUGAUUGUGGCGACUCAUGAAUUCGGCCAUUCUUUGGGCUUGGCUCAUUCUUCAGACCCCAGAGCUGUGAUGUACCCAACCUAUCGCAAGAGAGACCUCUCGGAUUUCAGACUUUCUCAGGACGAUAUCAAUGGCAUUCAGAGAUUAUAUGGUAAUUAA